GUUAUUUGUACUUUUGUUUUCCCCCUCUCUCUCCUCCCCUCCAGCCCCGAGAGUACGUCUCUUUCUUCGACUCUGUUCUGCCUACGACUAAGCAUGGAGUCGGUGGACGUGACAAUCAUCGGCGCAGGCUGGAGUGGCCUCGCCGCCCUCAAAACCUACCGUCAAGUCCACCCCAAUGCGUCUAUUGUCCUGCUCGAGGCAGCCGACACCGUUGGGGGCGUGUGGGCGCAAGACCGCCUCUACGAGGGCCUGAAAUCCAACAACAUGCGCGGCACCUACGAGUUCAGCGAUUUCCCCCUGGAUGACUCCUUCGGGGUACCCCACGGGGCGCAUCUCCCGGGGCCCGUCAUCCAGCAAUACCUGGCGCGAUUCGCCGCCCACUUCAACCUCACGCCUUGCAUCCGUCUGGGGCGUCGCGUGCGCAUCAUCCAGCACGAAACAGACACCACCUGGACGCUGACCGUCGAGCACCUCGACCACCACAGCGAACUUUCCCAAACCCCAACCCCAACCCCAACCCCAACCCCAACCCCAACCACCACCAGCAUCCUCCGCACGAGCAAACUCAUCCUUGCCACGGGCAUCACCUCGCAGCCCUAUCUGCCCACCUUCCCCGGUCAGGAGACCUUCACGGCCCCGGUCUUCCACAUCAAAGACCUACGCCACCACCAAACCCAGCUCUGCGCCGCCGCCACCCACCCCGACGAGGGCAACAGGAUCGUCAUCUUCGGCGGCACCAAAUCCGCCUGGGACGCGGUCUACGCCGCCGCCACCACGAGCGCGCACCGGGUCGACUGGAUCAUCCGGGCCACGGGCCACGGGCCGAGCUGGAUGGCCCCGCCGUACGUGACGCCGCUGCACAAGUGGCUGGAGAAGCUGGUGACCACGCGACUGCUGACCUGGUUCAGCCCGUGCAUCUGGGGCGCCGCGGGGGACGGCUGCGGCCUCAUCCGCCGACUGCUGCACGGCACCUGGCUGGGGCGGCAGAUCGUCGAUGGGUUCUGGUGGGUGCUGGGCCACGACGUGCGCACGCUCAACAACUACGCCGCCCACCCGGAGACCCGCAAGCUGAUGCCCUGGAUCAGUCCGUUCUGGAUCGCCAGCGGGCUGAGUAUUCUGAACUACCCGACGGAUUUCUUCGAGCUGGUGCGCAGUGGCCGGGUGCGGGUGCAUGUGGACGAGCUGGUCGGGCUGCAGGGGGCCCGGGAGGUGGUGCUGGGGAGUGGGACGGUGCUGGACGAGGUGCGCGCCGUGGUGUGCGCGACGGGGUGGAAGACGACCCCCGAGAUCCAGUUUGUGCCCGCCGGGCUGGCGCGCGAGCUGGGGUGGCCCGAGGCGGAGGAUUGCGUGCCGGGGGAGGUGGUGCGCCUGGCGGAUCGCGAGAUUCGGGCUCGGUUCCCGCGCCUGCAGCGUCCGCCGCCGAUGGUGAAGGGGUAUCGACCCCUGAGGGGCGAUGCGCCGGCCGCCGCGGCUCAUCCGCUGCGGUUGACGCGGUUUAUGGUCCCCCUGGGCGCGCUGGGCAAGGAGCGCUCCGUCGCGGUGCUGGGCAUGACGAUGACGAUCAACACGGCGAUGGUGGCGCAGGCGCAGGCGCUGUGGGUGGCCGCCUGGAUGGGCGAGAAGCUGACGGUGAGGAGUCGCGAGAGCUGCCCGGCCCCGGCGCGCAAGCUGCUGCUGCAGCAGGCGGCGGACGAAGGGGUGGAUGCGGAUGUGGUCUGGGAGACGACGCUGCACAGCCAGUUUGGUGUGCAUCGGUAUCCGGGGGGCUUUGGACGCAGGAAUCCGGACUUUGUGUUCGAUGCCCUGCCGUAUGUGGACCUGUUGUUGCGGGAUCUGGGGUUGGAUUAUCGCCGGAAGGGGGGGAGGUUGCGGUGGUGGGAGCCUUAUGGGAUGGAGGAUUAUCGGGGGUUGGUCGAGGAAUGGCUGGAUUAG
Molecule: messenger RNA, 1932 nt
Organism: Aspergillus saccharolyticus JOP 1030-1
Lineage: Eukaryota; Fungi; Ascomycota; Eurotiomycetes; Eurotiales; Aspergillaceae
Product: flavin-binding monooxygenase-like protein
Exons: 2
Coding region: 94-1932 (612 amino acids)
Molecular function (GO): N,N-dimethylaniline monooxygenase activity; NADP binding; flavin adenine dinucleotide binding
Source: RefSeq, a predicted model, not a curated record